Messenger RNA from Exaiptasia diaphana, 4326 nucleotides. RefSeq names its product serine/threonine-protein kinase D2. Gene Ontology annotation, molecular function: protein serine/threonine kinase activity; ATP binding. Gene Ontology annotation, biological process: protein phosphorylation. The record is from RefSeq and is a predicted model, not a curated record. Lineage: Eukaryota; Metazoa; Cnidaria; Anthozoa; Actiniaria; Aiptasiidae.
CCACUAUUACAGCUAUAAACGCAAAAUAAAUUGAAAAUCUAAAAUCAGAAAACUUGCUUUAACUCGAUUAACUUCCGCUUUUUAGACCGGAAACACGUCUUUCUAAGUGCCAGUCAAUAUACAGUCGAGUCACGUGACAGCGUCGCCCAUGUUGUUGGAGAACAUUUCCCGUCAGAUGCGGUCGCGAGAGUUGAUCGAAACUUAUCUUCUUUGGUAAAUUUCUCAGCGAUUUUACGAACAAUCUUGAAUGAUUACUGACAGCCGAAAUGACUGAGGAUAACCCUCGGAGGGGAAUCACUUUUCAGUGUGGUUUAGCUCGAGAAAGUUAUGGUUUUGAAGGGAAAGACUUGACAGCUUUGAAGGAACUUGCAUGCUCAUUUCUCGACCAGAAGCUAAAGUUCCAGAAGAUGAAACGAUYGUCAGAUCUCACCAGUUUUCAGUCCAUUCCUACAAAUCGCCUUCGUUUUGUGACUUCUGUGGCCAGAUGUUGUUUGGGCUUGUGCGACAGGGUGUGAAGUGUGAUGGUUGCGGUGGCAAUUAUCACAAACGUUGUGCCUACAAAAUAAGCCAUAAUUGCUCCGACUCRAAGCACCGUGCYUCRUCURCACAGUACAACACACUACCAAAGAACCUCACKGCAAUGGACUUGCACUCAACCAACAUGCUUCAACCAACUAACUCGUGGAACGGAGGUCAAAAUAGAAAUAGGCGUAACACUUGGAGCUACGAUAAACCGAUAAGCUGGGAAAAGACUGGACGAAUACAUGUACCGCAUACAUUUGCAAUGCAUACCUACAAAAGACCUACUCAUUGCCAAAUCUGUAAAAAGAUGUUAAAAGGAAUCUUUAGACAAGGUUUUCAGUGUAAAGAUUGUAAAUUCAACUGCCAUAAGAAGUGUUCAGAACAAGCACCAAAAAACUGUUUAGGAGAGAUGCUUAUGUAUGAAACAGGCUCAGUGGCUUCAUAUGAUUCUGGCAGCAUCUCAGAAACGUUAUCAGAGAUGGAUCUCACWGAUGAAAUGCAGGAUGAACACUCUAUUGAUGAAAAUGAGCCUCGAAAUACGUACACUCUUGAGGAGUAUGAAGCAGAGCCGCCAAGUCCGUCCUCAUCUGAUUGUGAAUUAAGCCCAAGUAGUACCUAUAUACCAUUACAACGAGUKGUUGUGUCCGUGAAGCACACUAAGAGAAAAGGRUCYAAGAUCUUGAAGCAAGGCUGGAUGGUUCAUUUUACUAAUAAAGAUAUGAAAAGGAAACGRCACUACUGGCGUUUAGACACAAAAUGUUUGACAUUAUUCAAUGAUGCUGACAGCAAUAGAUAUUAUAAAGAAAUUCCAUUAUCAGAGAUUCUAUCAGUUGAAUCUAAUAUAGACCCCCUUGCWACUGARGCAACACGUUCACCUCACUGUGCUGAGAUGAAARCUCGAGAUAUGAUUUAUUACAUUGGGCUAGAAGAUGAUGAGCUUGUCUCACCAGACCCUGACAGCGGAAUAGGAACUGCACUGGGUCAGACAUGGGCUGAUACUAUCCGUUCAGCGCUGAUGCCUGGAUGUGUCACGCCCACUACAAGCUUAGCUAAUAUGAAGUCAAUAACUAGUUGAUAUUACACAAUUAUAUCAAGUCUUUCCAGACGAGAUUCUCGGAUCUGGACAGUUUGGGAUUGUUUAUGGAGGUGUCCAUCGUGAAAGUGGUCGCGAGGUUGCAGUUAAAGUUAUUGAUAAAUUACGUUUCCCUACCAAACAAGAAGCACAAUUAAAGAACGAAGUAGCAAUUCUUAAACAAUUAGAUCAUCCUGGUAUGGUGACUUUGGAACAAAUGUUUGAAACACCUGAAAGGGUGUUUGUUGUAAUGGAGAAACUUCGAGGUGAUAUGUUAGAAAUGAUUCUGUCAAGUCCGAAUGGAAAACUUGACGAAAGGUGUACAAGAUUUUUAAUAACACAGAUUCUUAUUGCCCUAAAGUAUCUCCACUCGAGAAACAUCGUUCAUUGYGAUCUUAAGCCAGAAAAUGUUUUACUAUCCCCAGUCGUUAGUGAAUGCGGGUAYCCAGCGGUCAAGCUUUGUGACUUUGGGUUUGCUCGUAUUAUCGAAGAAAAGUCGUUUCGUCGGUCCGUUGUUGGUACGCCGGCCUAUUUAGCACCAGAAGUGCUACUGAAUCAACCUUACAAUAGAUCGCUGGAUAUGUGGUCAGUUGGGGUCGUCGUCUAUGUUAGUUUAAGUGGUACAUUUCCGUUCAAUGAAGAAGAAGAUAUUCAAGACCAAAUUCACAAUGCAGCGUUUAUGUAUCCUCCCGAUCCAUGGCAAGACAUAUCACGUGAUGCCAUCAAUUUAAUCAGUAAUUUGCUCCAAGUCAAACAGAGAAGCAGAUACACCUGUGAUAAAUGUCUUAUUCAUCCUUGGUUACAGAACUAUCAAACGUGGCUUGAUUUACGGAGCAUGGAGCGAGUGAUGGGUUUCCGGUACUUGACACAUGUCAGUGACGACGCACAUUGGCAGGCCUACGGUGAACAACUKCGUAACGCCUCGAGACAGCAGCGUGACCCGCGGGAUGGUAGCGGGAAUUCCCGACAAUCUAACAAUCGAUUCUUUCCYCCAACACAAACAAAUGAGCGAAGGCUUCAGCCCAGUAUUAGUUUCUUGUAAAUUUCCMAGAAUCAUACCUCGAAUCUUUUAUGAGAGUUUUAAGAAUCAAUAGCAAUUAACCCAUAAUGCAAUUCAAGCACGGUCAAGAUUUUUUAAUCAUAUGCACACAUCUCAUAUCUCGAAUCUCAUAUUGCACGAAUKAAUGCGCACAGGGGAGGGGUGAAAAGUUUAUUACUGAAUGAUCCCGGCUCGGACUGAAAAGCUUUCGAAUUGAAGUACGACCGUGAAGGGCAUUAGGAAAAAAAUGUCUUGGUAAUUUUAAAAGACGAGAACGUUGUAGCUUCGAAUUGAAUUCGCGGGCCACUUCACUUUUGGUAGACAAUAAGCCUUUCUUUUAGUGACAAUUUAUAGAGCGACAUCAUCUUUAUAAAAGGUUUAAACCAAUCGAAUGUGAUCUUUUGUGUCUCGGGAUAGAACCCAWCGCUGUUCUUAAGUCGUUAGAAGUCCUUGSACUAUUUCUGUCGGAAUAAUCCGUCAAGUCCGUUUUCGUGUUGUUUUUUUUUUAGAUAGAAAGAUAUUGAGUUACUUGAGUYUUUUUACAGAAAAUAGCAUCAAUACAAAAUGGAUUUGAAGGAAUAAUUUAAUGGACUUAAAGAAUGCAAAGACUUUAUUUCCCAACAUAUUUUGUUCUGUAAUAUGGCGAUACACAAAUACUUUAUAUUGCUAUAAAGCUAAGAUUACAGGAAUAUAGAUUGAUCGCCAAGCAAGCAACCUUGAUAGCAAAAAACAAAGUUCUCUCGAUUUUUAACCACAAUCCUUCACGGCCCUCAAUUGAUUUUUUUUUUCUAACGGCGUUUUUAAAUCGAUGUACAUUGUACGAUUGAAAUCUAAGCAAGAAAAAUAAUUGAUUUCCUCUCAUUUAUCCGUUUUUAUUUCGUAAUAUUUAUUGUAAGUGGACAAUUGUAUAGAUGUACAGGGAACUCUUUUCACUUUAACUUAAGCUUCAAAACUCAGAGUAUUUUGUAGGAAGUGUAUUUUAUAGGUGUGUCCAGCAUUUAAGGAGAAAAAAAACACCCUUUUUCCUUUAGUUUUAGCUCCAAGUCGCAGAUAACAAUGUGUAAAUUGCUUUUUCAUUUACAAAAUUGUCUUUGUAAUCGCCUAGACAAGUUUGCCUGGAUUUCAUGAAUUUGUAUAUGUGUGAAUAUGAAGAGCACACGUGACUAUAGACAGAAAUAAAACAAUGGCAAUGACGGCAUUUUCUACCGCAAAGUGUUGGUAGAUUGAAAUAAUCCUUCGAAUCCGUUUCUUUGACUUCUUAGUAGAAACGGCAUAACUAACUUGUAUUCUUGUAAAGAAAAUACAAAAAUAAAAAUUGACUUAUUUCCCAUCAUUGUUCUAGAAAAUGCCGUUGCUGCACAUGGCUAAUUUGAAACUUCUUAAGUGGCUGUUUGUAUUGAUGUGUUUACUAUUGUCUAGAGCGUUGGCGCCAGAAGUUUACCGGUAUUAAUUCCCUGAAACAAAAUCAUGUUACAGAGCGAUUGAAAUAUACGUUGAUACCGGAAAUGGUCCAUUAAAAWAGCAAGGAAUUGCUAGGAAUUAGUACAAAUCUUGCAUUAAAAAACUUGAUUUUAAUCAAGGUGCCACAUCGCAAAAACUUGUGAAUAACCUUGUCACUACGUCAUGUUGGUUUCGGCGAUGUGAAUCAUGGAAUUGAGCAAAAAAUUAAAAUGGCGGAUGCUUUAUAACAUAA